Messenger RNA from Eublepharis macularius, 6782 nucleotides. RefSeq names its product solute carrier family 25 member 37 (gene SLC25A37). Gene Ontology annotation, biological process: iron import into the mitochondrion. Lineage: Eukaryota; Metazoa; Chordata; Lepidosauria; Squamata; Eublepharidae. The transcript has 3 exons. Gene Ontology annotation, cellular component: mitochondrial membrane. Gene Ontology annotation, molecular function: ferrous iron transmembrane transporter activity. Bases 1273 to 1836 code for a protein of 187 amino acids. The record is from RefSeq and is a predicted model, not a curated record.
CCUAGGCUUCUCUUUCCCACAGGCGCCUGCAGUGUUUAGAUGCUCGUGUCUGAAGAAUGCGGAAGAUACGUAGUGUUAAAGAUCCUCCUAAAAGUUAGAUAUUGCAAAGCAUUUGACCAUAAGUAACGUUUGAGUUGGGGUUACUGGGAAGGAGAUACUUCAGCAAGAGUGUUCCAAUCAAACAAGCCCAGCACAAUGAGAUCUCCAAGAGAACGGGUUCUUAGGUUUAGCCUUUUGCUUUUGAAAUCUAUUGAACUGAAAUUAUUUCUAAAUCUUAGUAAAUUCGGCUGUCGCAGCUUUGAGAAUACGAGACCAGUCUUUUAAAAUCAGAACAAAAGUUUAUCUAAUUCAGUGGCUUGUUUCCAGCGCCAGGCGGUCAGAUGCCUAUGAAACUUUAACAAGCCUUUCCUUGCUUAUGUCCCAUCACCUGAUAUUCAUAUUGUCUCUAUACACAGAGGUUCUGUUUGGGGUCCAUGUUGAUAUUAACCUCUGCUGGUGAACCUUGACAGUCUCCAUUGCAAUAUCCAACUUGGCAAUUCCUGAAUUUUGUGCCUAAAAGUUUGGUAAUGGUAAAUGUAAUUGAAAUAGCCUGUGACUGAAAUGCUUUAAAAAGUUAGACUAGAUGCAAGAAUGCAAAUAUUUUGUUGUAUGUAGCAUUGUGCUGGCUUUUUGAAUGGUGACAUAUAUAUAUAUAUAUAGUAUUGUUUAAUGUGCAGAAAUAUGUAACAAACACAGUGUGCAUGUCUUACAUAUCGUGCAAGUGGUACUCCAUCAACUGGAUCUGUGGCAGCCAUGAGAAAAUGCCAGCCCUUGCUGAUCAUUCAAGACAGAAACUGUAUGUAGGCUGUUUUCUCUGUGUGCAGGUGGUUUCUUACUGCCCUUGCAUCACAGUUGGAUGUGCCUAGAAUUUGCUAUGGGCUGAAUGUUUCCUUAAGGCUGCUACAGGCUGUUCACCAUGCACCUCUUUGGUCUAAGCAGUAACUCUGAUCUAAGCCAUAACUACAGCAAGAUUGUGUUGGAGGCAUCACAACAGAGGCAAAUAUUUCUGUGAGUGACACAAACAACGCUUGCUGUGCUUGCACCUCCCUCACACAUCAAGUAUGCUUGAAAGCUUCCUAGAAUGAGAAGCCUUGAGUAGAGUUCCAGUUUGUUGUGACUUCUGCAAAGUGAUGCUUUGUGUAAACAGAUGUCUGAAGAAAAAUGUUGAAAGCAGAUUUGAAUGAGCAUUCACAUGGGCAAUGAAGGUAGUAUCCAUCUGGAAUAGCAGGGAGCAUGGCCACCCUCCUACAUGAUGCUGUUAUGAAUCCAGCUGAAGUGGUGAAGCAGCGUAUGCAGAUGUACAACUCUCCAUACAAGACCGUCUUGGAGUGCAUCAGGACAGUGAAAAGGACUGAGGGGUUGGGGGCCUUCUACCGUAGCUACACCACCCAGCUCACCAUGAACAUCCCGUUCCAAGCCAUCCACUUCAUCACCUAUGAGUUCAUGCAGGAGCAGAUCAACCCCCGGCGGCAGUAUAACCCUCACACGCACAUUGUCUCAGGGGCUGUUGCUGGAGCUGUUGCCGCAGCAGCCACAACUCCUCUGGAUGUGUGCAAGACUCUCCUCAACACUCAGGAAAACGUGGCCUUGAGUUCUGUGAACAUCAGUGGACACCUUUCAGGAAUGGCCAAUGCGUUCAGAACAGUUUACCAACUGGGAGGUGUUGCUGGGUAUUUUAAGGGGGUUCAAGCACGAGUGAUAUACCAGAUUCCUUCGACUGCCAUUGCCUGGUCUGUGUAUGAAUUCUUCAAGUACUUCCUUACAAAGCGUGAGGCAAACAAAAAAACACCAUGUUGACAAAGCUGACACUGUGGCAUUGGCCCAGAACUGCCAAGACGGACAUGUUGCGUGCAGAUUCUCCAGGCCCUGCUUGUCAAUUGAGGAGGUUUCUGGUAGAUUCAUCGCUGAGUUCUGUCUUAGAUGUUACGGAAGUUCAUUUUCUCUCUCCUCCCCCCCCCCCCCGGCUUUUUGGCUAAACCAAAUUGUAUAAGGACAAUUUUAAAAAAAAUAACACAAGUAUUUAUAAUUUUAUUUCAGUUGAUAAACUGUGAUACAGAGUUGUUUUUUCACUGGAAUGCUUUUGAGUGCCCAGAGAGAGAUUUCUGGGGGAUUGCUUAAAAAAACACACACACACAAAGAUUAUAAAGCCUUUAAUUGAACAAAGUUUUAUAUAGAGAAAUUGUGUAAUAUAAAUAGAUGGAUAAUAUUUAUCCUUUAUUUUUCUAUGUAGUUAGCUGGGUGACCUGCGAAAUGUGGCGGCUGAUGACGAUGGAGGGUUUUUUAAGUGAUUAUUUUUCCAUAAUCAGUAGCACCAUUGCUUGUUUUUUCUGAACAAGGUUUUUAGCUCAGUAUUGGUGGUGGCAGUGAAGUUCUCCAUCCCACAAAGUGCUUAGUUGCGCAAUCAUAACAUCCAGCUUUAAGAGAUCUUGAUGCUACCAAGACCCUGAAAACCUCAUUCCUACAAUUGUGUCAAGAGCAGCAGCCACUUUUCGAAAUCUCUUCCAGCUGUUACCGUGUCAGAGCAGAGAACUACUUAUUAUUCCAAGCAUAUUUUUUUAGGAAAACACUUAAGGGUACAUUAAAAACAAGUCUCUGUUUCUUUAGCAGGUUCUGUGGCUUUUAAUUUAUUCCUUCUCAUUAAGCCCCUAGGCCUGCCUCACUUGCAUGCGCAAAGAGGUCCGUUGCACUAGUGCGUAUAAAUUAACACUGACUGGCAAGUGCUUGCAGGAACGGGGUAUCAGUUUACAUUUCUGAAGAAAGCUCAAAUUGAAUUGCUUAGUGUGUGUGUGUGAGUGCGCGCGUGUGUUUUAAAAUCGACUGACCAGGCAAGGCAGCUGUUAGCUGCAAAGCAAUGCAGCAGUCAUGCCUUGGGAAACAGAAGCCUUAAACAGGAGGAAAUAAAAUUAAAUGCUGUUCCAAGCCCAAAGUCUGCACUAUUUGCUGUUAGCCAUCUGACCUGUAUAAAUGAAGGUGUGUUGAAGGGGUUUUAGUUCUUGUGUGAUAGCUUUGCUGUGAAACCUUAUGCUUUGCGUGGUGUCCCGUGGAAGGACUGAUCAACUUAGAGUGCAGUUUCCUCUCCACCCUGUGUAUGUAUGCAUGUUUUUCUUCAAGCAGGGAUUGGGUCUGGAUGCUUCCAUGGCCCCCCUCCUCUUUUUGCUAAUUUCCCAUUCUUCAGGAAAAUGAAAAUCUAGAGUGAUAAUGUAUGCAAGUCCUGGAAUUAAACCAAACAAAUGUAUGUGGGAGAAAUUGCAGCGUGCUGUUUUUCAAAAUGUGUUUGCUUCAGGUUGCAUCUGAUACAGGACUCCUGCUAUUAUGUGCCCCCCCCCCCCGCCAUGUAGGUUCACUUUUCCAUACUGUGAUAUCAUGACACCAAAUCUAGUUUAGUCCCUAGUUCUGCAUCCUUGAUUGCUGCUUAUGGAUGGACAUGGAUGGUGUAAUAACAACAUUGGGUGAGCAGUCCAGUACAGAUCGGGGGCAGGGGUGUCUUUACAGAGAAAUCCUGUGUUAAGGGAGAAAAAAGACUGGUUGAGUAAAACAUAAUUCUGCCCUGAGGCUACUGCUAAUCUAAAAAUCCUAAAUUGACAAAGGGAAAUGUUGUCUGGAGUCAUCCUAACACUAAUGAGAUUGUAAAAUGAAUUGACCUAUUGCUUCCACAUCCACGUUGACGAGUUCUACUCUGAAAGAGUAAUUUGCUAUCGCCAAGCAGGCAAGCACUAUUAUACCUGCAAACUGUUUGCCAUUAAUAACUUGUUCAUAAAGUACACCAGGCAGUUCCCCCCCCCCAUCCCCUCACUUGCAUCUUUUAUUUUUAGAUUGUGUACAGUUGGCAAAAUUGUUUUCCAGGGGUGUGUGUGCACACACGAGUCCAAAGAAAGGUCUGUUCCUUACAUGAGUCUUACAACACCUCCUCUCCAAAGACAUUUUUGAAUUUGCAAGGUAUCACUUGAAUUGUUAACUGAUUUUAUCAUAUCUUUUUCUGAUUUUUUCAGCAGAUAGAUACGGAACAGAAAGGUUAUUGUUGCCAAGCACUAAAAUUAAGGCAAAAUGGUGUUUUUUUUAAGUGAAUGGCUUUCAUGCAACUGAAGGAUUUUAUUUAUGCUGGGUACUACAUGAGUCUAGCUGCAGAGAUUCUUCUGCAAGGUAUUUAUUUUCUGACAUACUGCCUUUGGCAUUGAGCACCAGCCUGUAAAUGCAGAAUACAGUCUAUAAGCAAAGAACUCUAGCAUUCGCACAAUUCCUUGGCCUUGAAUGAUUUUUUAAACGAGCAAUUGUUGCCAUGUGAGGUUAUAAACAGGGUUACCAAAGUAUCCUGCCUUUGAAAUUUCAUUUGGCUGCACAAAUGAAAUGACUGUGAGAUCUGAAUGUCUGUGUAUUGGGGCCUGCUGCCUCAUCUUUAUUGAAUUUAAAAUAGACAUUAAAUUGACAAAUGGGAUUUACUUUUCAGUCUCUUUAGAUCCAGCCGAUCUUGGUAUUGUAACUUUUCAAAGGGUCUAGGCAGAAAGAUGUGUCUGAAGAUCCAGGCAAGAAUUUGUGUUUUCAAAAUAUACCUUGCUUUGAGGACUGAAUUUGUGCCUGUUUUUAUAGACAAACUAGCCAUCAAGAAACAUACUAAAAUUCUUGUACAUUAAAAAAAAACCCUUGCACAUCAGGGAGUAUCACCCUAACAUGCUAAGUCUUCCAUGUGUGAGGAGUUUUUUGUUUUUGAAAGCCCAAGAGCUUGACCAUACCCAGCAGACCUUUUGUCUGCCUUUGAACAGGUGGUCUUGAGGCUUUAUCAUAACCUGCUUUUCAAAGUCUUACCAGUUUCUGUAGCAAUUUGCCAAGUGGCAUGGGACCGGAGGAAGAUGCUCUUGAACAGAUGUAAACCCUAAAUUGCCUUCAUUGCACAGAGCUGGUUAUGUGGUUCUUUGGCAUUCAACCCAAGUCCCAGUGCUGCUUCAUGUGAAGUACAUGGUGUAAGGAACUGCAGCUAUUGUGUACUAUGUUAUUAAUCACAACAUGUUUUAGCAUGUAUGAAGUUGCCUUCUAUAUGGUUGGGAAAAGGCCCAUGCAAAAAUCUGUACAGAAAAUCUUCCUGUUGCCAGUUUAUAUGCUAGACUGGGUUUUAUUUGCAUUGGUGAUAAGAUUCAUGAACAGUGCAUAAGGUUGGUUGUUUGGGAUGCAAGCUGUCAAAGUGUUUAAUCCCUCGAAUGUGUGUGCAAGUCCAUAAGAGACUGGUAAGUGUUGGUGAUCUGCAGACAUUGCCUUAUGCUGUGUUGCUUGCACUAACAAUUGUACUAGAAGUUCAAAAAUUGGCUGAAAGCAGCUGGACAGAACUGUUCAGUUGAAAGACCUCUGUCUAGUACUUCUGAGGGCUGAAUGUCACGUGACACUGACAGAUCUGUGACACAUACUGCCAAAAUCAUCUGCAAAGUGAGCAAUUGAAAGCGCUUUUGUUAGAGUUGAGCGGAAAGUUUCCCAGUGCUUUAAAAAAAAAAGUGCUAGUGACUUAAUUCAUGAUUGGAAUGUGUGUCCCAUAAAAGAAAAUAUUGCAAAUUGGUAAAAGAACACAGCACAAAAAGGAGCGAGGGAUUCAAAAUUUUCACCAUUUCCUUCCCUUUACUACCUGGCAGUCUCUAUUUUGGUGGUUUUUCCUUAAUUAGAAUUUGAUCCUGGAAGUUCAUCUGGUUGGGUGGGUAAGGGAUGAAUCAGCAUCCUCACCCAUGUACUACUUUUGUAUUUAAAUCGCACUGCUGUUUUUACACUUUCCUGGGACAGACCUACAUUUGAAGAUGGGUCUGCUACUGUGGUCCUGAGAAUGGGAAGCUGAAUAGAAAUUGGGGCCUUAACUGCACGACACUGUAUAGAGGUCUACCUACCCUGGGUCCUCUUGAACCAGAUGUGAGCUGGGAGUCUAUUGAAAUUUAGUUUGCAGGCAUAUGGGGGCUCGGUUCAGAUUGGGAAUGUGGGGAAGGGGCUUAAACCUCUUUUGUUCUGAUAGCUUGUUCUGAAAAAGCCCUAGGGAGUCACUGUCCUGUUGGGGCAAACUUCCAUCAGUAUACAAAAGUUUCUCUAACAUUUCUCAUAGUUUUCAGGUCUGGAAAAUGGUGCUGGUUCUUAAACCCCUCCUCUCCGUGCACUGCCAUCCUAGUCCGAAUCAGGCCUCUGCAAGGAAAUAGUGUAACAGGCCUUUAGUCUCCUGAAAUACUUACCCACAAUGUGCCAGGUUGGAAAUGUGAUUUGUUUUCUAGAUCUUGGGAUCUUUUGUCAUCUUAGUGAUUUCUUAGUAUUUUUUUAAUGAAGCACCUGGAGAGGAAUUCUAGUAGUCCAAAGUGGAUUAUUGCAGUUUAACUCUGCAUAUGUGACACUUCUGUUUCUUUCUAAUGGAUACUUAUUAAUGUAUAACUCCUAGAUUGUCAGUUCGAAGCACACCUUCUAAAGCCAUGUCAAGGUGCGCCUUGUCUUGGCUGGGAAUUCUUUGCUAAGACAUGAAAACAGACCAUUUAAUAAAAUGUACUUGAAAGGUCCUUUGCGGGGGGAAACACACUUAGAUGGAAGCACAUGCAUGGCUGCUUUGUCUGCUGCAAACGCACAUUUUUUUUUGGAUCAGGAUUUUUUUUAAGUUUGCUGUUUUUAAAAUUGCCUUUUUAUGAAUUUACCAAUGUAAACUUCAAAGAAUGUUUGGCAGAAAGGCGAAUUUCUGAAAUGCUGCUACAGUUAAAACACUGGAGCUUAUGAAAUAAAAGGUGAUCUGUUUGCCAGAA